This is a messenger RNA of Calliphora vicina (urban bluebottle blowfly), 5284 nucleotides long. RefSeq lists its product as uncharacterized. The transcript has 12 exons. Gene Ontology annotation, biological process: response to oxidative stress. Gene Ontology annotation, molecular function: heme binding; peroxidase activity. NCBI's taxonomy places the organism in Eukaryota, Metazoa, Arthropoda, Insecta, Diptera, Calliphoridae. The record is from RefSeq and is a predicted model, not a curated record. Bases 146 to 4318 code for a protein of 1390 amino acids.
UAUUUUUAUAAUAAUAACAACAACAAAGUCAUAGUUUAAUUUUAUAUUUAUAAUAAAACAAAAAAAAAACGAAGAAAAACAAUCCUGUUUAAGGAUUUCGUAGAGGACAUUAACGAAUUUUUUUAUUAAAAAAAAAUUCAACAAAAUGGAAAAACAACAAUUUUUAAUUGGAUUAAUAUUAUGGUGUUUAUGCGCUCCCGUGCAUCUGCUACGCACCCCCGAAGAUCUCGAACCUGUUGCCCUUAAAGCUUUGCAGCUUGAGAGAGCACGUUCUUUAACCGCCUGCGAUGAUGAUCAGGAGAGCGCCACUGCCGCCACUUAUGAUGUUUGCCCACCGAGUAAAUAUCGUUUGCCUUCUGGUGAAUGUAAUAAUGUAUCGCAUCGUAAAUGGGGUGCUCGUGGUGAUGUCUUCCUGCGUUUACUGGCGUCCGACUAUGCCGACGGCAUUAGCCAGCCCAGAAGUUCGCAUGGUACACAUGCUUUGCCCGAUGCUGAAUUUGUCAUUGAACAAUUGCAAAAGCACAUUGAUCCGGAAGUAAGACAUCCUCAUAUUACCGCCAUGUUACCCGCCUGGGGUCAGCUGCUGGCCAAUGAUUUGAUAGAAGUUAGCCAGUUGCCCAUUAAUGGUAAAUGUUGUAAAACUGCGGCGGAACGUAAUCCUAGAGAGGUGGAACAAUGUUAUGUACGUUCUGGGUCCGAUUGUAAGGAGUAUAGACGUUCAGCUCCUGGCUAUGAUGUGGAAUCUUGCACAAAACAUAAACGUGAACAAAUGAAUGUGGCCUCUGCCUAUAUUGAUGCCAGUGGUUUGUAUGGCUCUACUCUGCAAGAUUACCAAGAAAUACGCACUUAUAUUAGUGGUGGUGUUAAAGUAGAUGCUUGUAAAUAUUGCACAGUUCCUGGUGCCACAGGUGCUUUACAUCGUGCCCUGUUGCAAGAACACAAUCAAAUUGCCGAACAAUUGGCUCAUUUGAAUUCUGACUGGUCCGAAGAGGAUGUAUUCCUGGAAACCAAGCGUAUAAUUACCGCUCAAAUUCAACACAUUACCUACAAUGAAUUUUUACCCCUGGUGCUGGGUCAGGAGACAACAGCCAAAGAAGGUUUAAGACUGGCUGCUGAAAAACACUCGACCAACUAUUCCAGUAUCAAUCGUGGUGGUAUUUAUAAUGAAUUUGCUACCAGUGCUAUGCCUGCCUUUUUGACCAUGUAUCCUCCAGAAAUGCUUUCCAACACAAUGUCCUCAUCCCAAUUGCUCUCCGUUGCUGCCUUGCAAAAAUCCCUAUUACCUGCCACUGCCAACGAAGCAGGCUGGACUGAUUUAGCUUUGGCUAUGCAUCGUGCCCGUGAUCAUGGUGUCCCAUCUUAUGUGGAGGCUUUGGAUUUGUGUGAAAAACGUUUCUCCGACAAUGCCAACAUUACCUUUGACAAUUUGCACAAAUACUCCCACAUACCCGAAGAACACAUUACCAGUCUUAGAGAUAUUUAUCAAUCAGCCAAUGAUGUCGAUUUAUUGACAGGUGCUCUAUUGGAAGAUCCAGCUGUGGGAGCCCUGUUUGGUCCCACAAUUUCCUGUUUGUUGUCUUUGCAAUUUGAACAGCUUAAGAAAACCGAUAGAUUUUGGUAUGAAAAUGAUUUGCCACCCUCCUCUUUCACCUUGGAACAAUUAAAGGCUAUUAGACAGACUUCUUUGUCGGGAUUGUUGUGUGCUUCGCAUCAAGUCCGUGAGGCCCAAUCAAAGGCUUUCAUAAGAGAAGAUAAUUUCUUGAAUACUCUUUUGAAAUGUGAUCAAAUCCAUAAAUUUGAUUUACGUCCCUGGUUAAAUAAUCCCGAAGAUGAGGAACACAUUGAACAUGUUGAAGUUGAACCUCAAGUCAAGGAAGUUAUGAGUGAAUUGAAUCCUGAGCUAUUGGAAGCUGCUGUCGAAAGAGCUAAAAUUGAAUUGGAAGAUCGUAAACGUUUUGAAUAUGAGUCCUGGUUAUCACAGGGUGGCAUUAGUGCCAAAUCUCCUGAUGGUGUGGCAGCUUCUUUCAGCAAGGCCAACCACAAUGCCUUGUUGCUGGCCAACUCUUCGCUGAUGUUUGAAUUGGCUUCCAAUGAAAUUUUAAAUACUUUGACCUCCAUUAACAGACGUAAACGUCAAAUCUUUGAUUCCGGCCUGAACUUCAAUCGCAAUGAGUUGACCGAAACCUUGCAAACCAUUGAUAUCAACAGCUUUUUACAAAAUCGUCCGGCUAAGACAGAAUGCGAUGAUCCACCAGUAUCCUGUGAUACUACUACACCUUUCCGUACCUUUACCGGUUAUUGUAAUAAUUUACGCAAUCCCAACUGGGGCAAAUCUUUGACCACCUUCUCACGUCUAUUGCCCGCUCAAUAUGAUGAUGGUAUUUCUAAGCCCAGACUAUUAGCUGUUACCGGUGCUCCUCUUCCAAAUCCCAGAACAAUUUCCACUGUUAUACAUCCCGAUAUUUCCAAUUUACAUACCCGCUACUCCUUGAUGGUGAUGCAAUAUGCCCAAUUCUUGGACCACGAUUUAACUUUGACACCCAUACACAAAGGUUUCCAUGAAUCUAUACCCAGCUGCAGAAGAUGUGAUUCCAAACAAACUGUACAUCCUGAAUGUAAUCCCUUCCCCGUGCCUGCCGGUGACUACUAUUAUCCUGAAGUGAAUGUUACUAGUGGCGAACGUUUGUGUUUCCCCUCUAUGAGAUCUUUGCCUGGACAAUUGACUUUGGGUCCCCGUGAUCAAGUCAAUCAAAAUACUCACUUCUUAGAUGCUUCCAUGGUUUAUGGUGAAAACAACUGUCUGGCUUCCAAAUUGCGUGGCUUCAAUGGCCGCUUAAACUCUACCAUCCAUCCUGUUAGAGGCAAAGAAUUGUUGCCCCAAACUAAUGAAAAUCCCGAAUGUAAAUCUCGCAGUAAUCUCUGUUUCAUUGGUGGUGAUGAACGUGCCUCCGAACAACCAGGUCUCACUGCCAUUCACACCAUUUUCUUGCGUGAACACAAUCGUAUUGUUGAGGGCUUAAGAGGUGUAAAUCCUCACUGGACCGGCGAUCAAUUGUAUCAUCAUACCAGACGUAUUGUUGCUGCCCAAGUUCAACAUCUAACAUUCAAUGAGUUCCUGCCACGUAUCUUAAGUUGGAAUGCUGUCAAUUUGUAUGGCUUGAAACUGUUGCCUCAAGGCUACUACAAAGACUACAAUCCUUCCUGUUCGCCAAUUAUCUUCAAUGAGUUUGCUGCCGCUGCCUUCCGUAUUGGUCAUUCAUUGUUGAGACCUCAUAUUCCUCGUUUGAGUCCUCAGCAUCAACCCGUUGAUCCUCCAAUUUUGUUGCGUGAUGGUUUCUUCAGAAUGGAUGCUUUAUUGCAGCCUGGCAUUAUCGAUGAAAUCAUGCGCGGUUUGGUGGCCACUCCCAUGGAAACUUUGGAUCAAUUUAUUACCGGUGAAGUUACCAAUCAUUUGUUCGAAGAUCGCAAGAUUCCUUUCUCGGGUGUGGAUUUGAUUGCUUUGAAUAUUCAAAGAGGUCGUGAUCAUGGUCUUCCCUCUUAUAACAACUAUCGUGCCUUGUGUAAUCUAAAGAGAGCCUCCAACUGGAAUGAUUUGAGUCGUGAAAUUCCCACUGAAGUUAUUAAUCGUUUCAAGAAAAUCUAUCCUACUGUUGAUGAUAUUGAUCUAUUCCCCGGAUCUAUGACUGAAAGACCUUUACAAGGCGGUUUAGUGGGUCCCACUUUGGCCUGUAUAAUUGGUAUACAAUUCAGACAGUUGAGAAAAUGUGAUAGAUUCUGGUAUGAAAAUCAAAAUCCUGAGGUUAAAUUUACUGAAGCUCAAUUGGCGGAAAUUCGUAAGACUACCUUGGCCAAGAUUGCUUGUGAAAAUUUGGAAAUUCCUGGUGAUAUGCAACGUGCUGCUUUCGAUUUGCCCAGUAACUUCUUAAAUCCCCGCGUACCUUGUCACUCUAUGCCUCAAAUCGAUUUGAGUGCCUGGCGUGAAAAUGUUCAGGGCUGUCAAAUUGGCAAUCGUCAUGUCAGAGUAGGAGAAUCAGCCUUCCCCUCACCCUGUACCAGCUGUGUAUGCUCCACAGAAGGCGCUCAAUGUGCCUCACUGCGCAUUACCGAUUGCGGUCAACUGAUUAGACAAUGGCCUAAAGAAGCUAUUCUACGCGAUGAAGUGUGCAAUUCACAAUGUGGCAUUUACCUCAAUGGUCAAAAUGGCAAUUUCAAUGCCCAGGCCCGUCAAUCUCAAGUACCACCCUCUCGUGUACAACGUUCAAGGCCACAAAAUCUAUUCAAAUUCCCCGAUCUUACACCCUUCAUAGCAUCAUUGUAAAUUUAAGGCAAAACUAAAACUUUACCACGAUACUUAAACGUUAAACUUAGAAAAUACUUAUUAAUGAAAGAAACUAUAACAACAAAAUCCAACAUGUCCGCCAUUAGUUAAACAACAAUCAAAGUGGACAUCAUUUUAGCCCUUCUAAAACUUUGCUUUAAAACCGCAAAGAAAAAAGGCUUAAAAAGUAAGAGAUGUCCACUUAAUUUCUUUCAAACUUAGGAAAUUAAUAAAUUUAUAAUUGAUGUAUAUAAAAUAAUUUGUUAGUUGUACUAAGCAAGAAAAUUACUUGUUCACUUUAAUUAAAUAAUUUUCUUGAAAAUGGAAAAUGUAAAUAAUUUUAAAUACCUACACAGAAAAUCUAUAAUUUAAGAAGAAAACAAAAAACUUCAAAAAGAGAAGAAAUAUUAGUUACUCCAAGUUUUUUUUUAUAAAUAUUUGUUAUAAACUUUAAAGACUUAUUAUGUAUGCACUUUUUACUAUAAAAAUAUAUUAUUAUAUUGUAUGUAAUAUAAACUCUUACACCAUUUCCAAUAAGCAAUAAAAAAAAAACUCAUCUUCAUCUUCUUUUCGAAAUUCAAAACGUACUCAAACUUUUUCGAAAUGGUGUUUGGAACUCUGUUUCUUUAGUAUUGUUAGUAAAAAUUUCCUACUUUUUCAACUACUCUCUACACUAUCACUUUCAAAAUCAACACAAAAAAAUGUUUUAGUUCCAUUUAACUGCCUCUAUUUUUAUGCAUAUAACUUUAGUUUAUACUAAAUACUAUACAAAGAAAAUUUAAUACAUUUCUUAUAUAUUUCCUUUAGAUUUCAAUGCAUUUCUUUUGCUUAUUUAUUGAUAUUUUAUAAUUAAAACUAAAAAAAAAACAUAAACGAUAUUGUAUAAUAAAUAUAUAUAUUUUUAAUUGUAGUUGUCCACGAUAAUUAAUAAAUAAAUGUUACUGUUAAGAUAAAUAAAAUGAAAAA